AUGCGUUUCCAAGUCCCCAUCAUUGUGGCGUUUAUCGCCCAUCUGGCCCAAUCCAACCCCGUUUUGCCCAACAAUUUGCAGGCUCGCACACUCGAAGAUGGGCGUAAGCAGCCCACCCGUGAUGAUACCAAGAACUGCGAGAAUGGGUGCGCCGAAAAGCACCCAGGCAGGGUUCCAGGAAGGGAGAGCAAGAUUUCGCUUCGGGGUUAG
Pyricularia pennisetigena is the source of this 210-nucleotide messenger RNA. RefSeq lists its product as uncharacterized. Bases 1 to 210 code for a protein of 69 amino acids. Lineage: Eukaryota; Fungi; Ascomycota; Sordariomycetes; Magnaporthales; Pyriculariaceae. The transcript is spliced from 2 exons. The record is from RefSeq and is a predicted model, not a curated record.